CAUCCAUCGAAAUGCAGAUCACCAUCCUCACCACCCUCACCUCCUUUGUCGCUCUGGCCUCGGCCGGAUGCUACUCCUCCGGAUCGACCUUCCCCAACCGCGACGAAGCCCUCUCCUUCGUCCACGACGCCUGCUACAACAACGGCGGCAUGUUCACCGGCAACUUCGCAGCCCGCCAAUCCAAAUCCAUGUGCCCCCGCUCUGGAAAUACCGGUCUCGAGUUUGUGGUUCAGAACCUGAACACCAACACUGGUUUUGAUCUGGGAAACGGAGAUUGCUAUGACAGAUUGAGCAAUGAGAUUUCUUGCGAUCAUGGUGGUGAGAGUACGAUUUCUGGAUGGUUCUUCCGUGCCAGACCCGGUACCUGCUAGAGGACAGUGAUCUUCAGCAUCGGCAAAAGCCUAGGAGAGAGAUGGAGAACCUGACUUCGAGAUGACGGAUAGUGACAGCAAUAUGAUCUAUCCUAAUGAUGAUUAUAUGGUACCAGAUCAUAGCAGUAGUGUCAAAAGUGUUUAGU
Messenger RNA from Aureobasidium pullulans EXF-150, 517 nucleotides. RefSeq lists its product as uncharacterized. Lineage: Eukaryota; Fungi; Ascomycota; Dothideomycetes; Dothideales; Saccotheciaceae. The coding region runs from base 12 to 371 and encodes 119 amino acids. The record is from RefSeq and is a predicted model, not a curated record. The transcript is spliced from 2 exons.